CUGGGGACUAUCCAUUUGCGAUCAAGCCUUGAAUUUGAGCUUCAAUGGCGAAAUUCUUGGUUUUGGUGGUGUGGCUGCUGGGUUUCUGGAUUGAAUUUGGAUGGGGUCGGAAACUGGGGAUGGAGGCUCCGUUCAGGAUCCACACGCUGUUCUCAGUCGAGUGCCAGAACUACUUCGAUUGGCAGACGGUUGGAUUCAUGCGAAGCUUCAAGAAGGCCCAACAGCCCGGGAAGGUGACCCGACUGCUAAGCUGUACGGACGAGGAGAAAAAGACCUAUAGAGGGAUGAAAUUGGCUCCGACCCUUGAGGUGCCAUCCAUGAGCAGACAUCCAAGAACUGGGGACUGGUAUCCUGCAAUUAACAAACCUGCUGGAAUUGUCCACUGGCUCAAACAUAGUAAAGAUGCAGAGAACGUUGAUUGGGUUGUGAUUUUGGAUGCAGACAUGAUCAUUCGAGGUCCAAUUAUACCUUGGGAACUUGGAGCAGAGAAAGGCAGACCUUUUGCUGCAUUAUAUGGUUACUUGGUUGGAUGUGACAAUAUCCUGGCCAAAUUGCACACAAUGCACCCAGAGCUCUGUGACAAGGUUGGUGGGCUUUUAGCCAUGCACAUGGAUGAUCUUCGAGCUCUAGCACCAUUUUGGCUUUCCAAGACUGAAGAAGUCCGUGAAGAUAAAGCACAUUGGGCAACCAACAUAACAGGUGACAUCUAUGGAAAAGGGUGGAUUAGUGAGAUGUAUGGUUAUUCAUUUGGAGCAGCAGAGGUUGGACUUCGACACAAGAUCAAUGAUAACUUGAUGAUCUACCCAGGCUAUAUUCCACGAGAGGGCGUUGAACCUAUUCUUCUUCAUUAUGGCUUGCCAUUUACUGUUGGAAAUUGGUCUUUCAAUAAAUUAAAUCACCAUGAAGAUGAUAUUGUUUAUGACUGUAACCGGCUUUUUCCUGAACCUCCAUAUCCUAAAGAAGUGAUGUCAAUGGAAUCUGAUCCAAAUGACAGGCGGGCUUUAUUUUUAAGCAUUGAGUGUAUUAAUACUUUGAAUGAGGGUCUUCUUUUACAACACACUGCAAAUGGAUGCCCUAAGCCAAAGUGGUCAAGAUAUUUAAGCUUUUUGAAGAGCAAGACUUUUGCCGAGCUUACUAGGCCAAAAUUGCUAACUCCCUAUAGUAUACAAACAAGGGAGACUGAAAAUCAGAAGGUGGCUGAUGAACCCAGCAGACCAUAUCCAAAAAUCCACACCCUAUUUUCCACAGAAUGUACACCAUACUUUGACUGGCAGACUGUAGGACUUAUGCACAGUUUCCAUGAAAGUGGCCAGCCUGGAAACAUUACAAGGCUUCUCAGCUGCACAGAUGAACAAUUAAGACAUUAUAAAGGUCAUGACCUAGCACCUACUCACUACGUCCCUUCAAUGAGUGAACAUCCACUAACAGGCGACUGGUACCCAGCAAUUAACAAACCAGCUGCUGUUGUUCAUUGGCUUAAUCAUGCAAAUAUUGAUGCAGAGUUUAUAGUUAUUCUUGAUGCUGACAUGAUCUUGAGAGGACCAAUUACCCCAUGGGAGUUUAAAGCUGAACGUGGCCGACCAGUUUCUACUCCCUAUGACUACCUUAUUGGUUGUGACAAUGAGCUUGCAAGACUUCAUACUCGCCAUCCUGAAGCUUGUGACAAAGUUGGAGGUGUUAUCAUCAUGCAUAUAGAUGAUCUCAGGAAAUUUGCUUUGAUGUGGUUGCUUAAAACAGAGGAGGUCCGGGCUGACAGGGCUCAUUAUGCCAAAAACUUCACUGGAGAUCCAUAUGAAGCUGGGUGGAUCAGUGAAAUGUAUGGCUACUCAUUCGGUGCUGCAGAGUUGCAGUUACGCCACCUCAUACAUCGGGAGAUAUUGAUUUAUCCAGGCUAUAUUCCUGAACCUGGUGUCAACUAUAGAGUUUUCCACUAUGGCUUAGAAUUUAAAGUCAGGAAUUGGAGCUUUGACAAGGCUAACUGGAGAGAUGUCGACUUGGUGAACAAAUGCUGGGCUAAGUUUCCAGACCCACCUGAUCCUUCAACACUCGAUCCAACUGAUAAGCACAUUUAUCAGCAGGACCUGCUUAGCAUAGAAUGUGCAAAAAAGCUAAAUGAAGCACUGUAUUUGCACCAUAAGAGGAGGCAAUGCCCUGAUCCCAGUUCCAUUUCUGCCUCAAAGUUGGAUAACACGACUGAUAUUACAACUUCUAGGAGGUCUGGGGGCAACGAGGACAUAAGAAGCAAUCCCAUGACUGAAAAUCAGGUCCAGGAAGCAUCUCAAUCCACUCCUAAAGAUGGGCUCUUUAAAACUUUGAGGCUCUGGAUUGUUUUCUUAUGGGUGUUUUCUGGAUUAGGCUUUGUGGCAGUCAUGUUGGUUCUAUGUUCGGGUCAUAGAAAAAAGGGAUCAAGAGGUAAAAAAGGCAGGAGAAAAUCUUAUCCACGAUUAUUGGAUAUAAGUGUGCGUGAUAGGCAUCCACCUGUUUCUGAGGUAUCUUUAUGACAGUAAAAUCCGCAUAGAAAAGUGCAAUUGUUUGUAAAGGCAGUUACUUGCCCGAGCAGAAUAUAAUUGAAUUAUGAGACAAACAUAUUGAAGUUGAGAAGCACUACUAGGAGAUGGAAAUGACUUUCAUUUGGCAGUGAAAGAAUGGACAAUUUUCUCGAUUUCUCACAAGUAAAUUUUGAUCACUGAAUUGUUCCAACGUAGUUAGAAGGAAAGAAAAACAGUGAAGUAUUAGAUUAGACAGGUACCUGUAUCUCCUUUGUUCUUUCUGUUUCUUCUUCUUUUUUUUUUUUUUUAAAUUUUUUAUUUUUCUGGUGUUGCAACAUGUAUUCCCACAAUAACUGUAUUGCUUGUGUUUGUGCUUCUAUGUUCAGAACACGGUUUCUGUUUUUUCCUGUUCAUUUUCUGCUCCUCUUUCUUACAGCCUCCGGUGACACAGCCUGCAUCACUAUCUCCUGGAAAACUGCCUACUCCCAGCGGGGGAAGCACUGUCAAAACCAAAAAACUCUCAUCCUCGUAAGAUGUCUUCAAUUAAGAACAUCAAAUCAAAGCUAAUGCAGGAA
Messenger RNA from Rubroshorea leprosula, 3064 nucleotides. The record is from the annotation of a GenBank genome assembly. NCBI's taxonomy places the organism in Eukaryota, Viridiplantae, Streptophyta, Magnoliopsida, Malvales, Dipterocarpaceae.